AUGGGCCCCUGUACCGCCUCCUCAUGCUGCUGCCAGGCCCGUAAUCUGCCAUGGGCCCCCGUACCGACUCCUCAUGCUGCUGCCAGGCCCCGUAUCUGUCAUGGGCCCCUGUACCGCCUCUCCUCAUGCUGCUGCCAGGUCCAGAGUGUGUCAUGGGUCCCUGUACGCCCUCCCAUUGCUGCUGUCUCCAUCGCCACACUCUGCCAUGUGCCACUUUCAGGUCUCCUCACACUGCGGUGGUUUCCAUUUUUGUCAUAGGGUGCUGUAUGGCCUCUCCAUUGCUGCUGCCUCCACGCCCACACUGUGCUCCUCACUCUGGUUUUGGCCCCGUGACUGCCCAAAUGAGUGAAGUGUGCGGUGAUUCUAAGAUCGACGGCACUCAUCUGCAUGUCAUACUGACUGUCAGUAUUAUUUCUCUUUCCCCAGCAGACUCCAGGGCAUUUAAAUUAAAGGUACAGUGUUCUGCACUAAUUAUA
Molecule: messenger RNA, 476 nt
Organism: Staurois parvus
Lineage: Eukaryota; Metazoa; Chordata; Amphibia; Anura; Ranidae
Source: the annotation of a GenBank genome assembly